CACGCUCCGGCACAGGGGCGGACCGGGCGCUCCCGGCAGGUUCCGACCCGCGCUGGCCCGGGAUGCUGCCGGCAUGAGGAGGUGCUGCCAGGCCCUGGGGCUGCCGUGCCUGUCUAAGGGCUCGGCCAUGGCGGGAGCGCGCUCGCCGCGGUUCCUGCUGGUGUUCGACUUCGACGAGACCAUCGUGGACGAGAACAGCGACGAUUCGGUGCUGCGGGGCCGGGCGCUGCCGGCGGCGCUGCGGCAGAGCCCCCGCGGCUCCUACAACGAGCACAUGCAGCGCGUCCUGGCCUUCCUGGGCGAGCAGGGCGUGCGCCCCGCCGACUUCAGGGCCGUCUACGAGAACAUCCCGCUGGCCCCCGGCGUGGCCGAGCUCUUCCAGUUCCUCUCCAAGCACCGCGAGCUCUUCGAGCUGGUGCUCAUCUCCGACGCCAACGUGUUCGGCGUGGAGGCCAAGCUGCGGGCGGCCGGCGUGCGCUCGCUNNGCCGCAAGGUCUUCAGCAACCCGGCCGGCGUCGACCGCCGCGGUUUCCUCACGCUGGGGCCCUACCACAGCCACAAGUGCCUCGAGUGCCCGGCCAACAUGUGCAAGAGGAAGAUCCUGAGCGAGUACCUGGCGGAGAGGGCGAGGGAGGACGUGGAGUUCCAGCGCGUCUUCUACGUGGGGGAUGGUGCCAAUGAUUUCUGUCCCUCGGGGAUGCUGAGGGCGGCGGACGUGGCUUUCCCCAGGAAGGGUUACCCCAUGCACAGGCUGAUCCAGGAGAGCCGGGAGAAGCAGCCCGGAGCUUUCCAGGCGGCCGUGGUGCCGUGGGAGUCGGGCGUGGAGGUGGCGCGGUACCUGCAGGAGCUGCUCAGGAGGAAAUGCUGAGGGAAGGCAGCUCCUGGGAUCUCCCCCCGCCUUUCCCGGCUCCGUUCCCUGGGGAAUAAAGCACUUUCCGCGGGCUCCUGGCCCUGCCCGGCCGCGGCACGGCCGGACCCUGCUCCGGCGCUGGGGGUGCCGCGCUGCAGCUGUUGCUUCCUUUCCCUUUUGGCCUCGAAAGAGAAUUCCCGAAAAUCCAGAAGCCGGCUCCCCGCGGGCCGGGCACGUCCCUGCUCCUGCCGUCCCCACCCCGGCCCUGGAUCCUCCCCCCUUCCUGAUCCCACCGGGAAUUCCGGCUGGGAAAUCCCUGGCCCUGGGCUCCCUCCCGCUUCCUGAAGGGGGAUCCCACUGGGGGAUCGUCCCGGGCUGCGGUGUCCCCGUGGUGUCCCCACAGUGUCCCCACAGUGUCCCCGUGGUGUCCCCAUGGUUCCCAUGGUGUCCCCAUGGUGUCCCCGUGUCCCCCCCUGCCCUGGGCACCUGAGCGGUGCCAAAAUCCCCCGGGUCGGUUCCGUGGCACUUCUGACACCGGGUCCCCAGGGACCAAACCCGGUCUGUGUCCCCCUCCCCACCGCAGUAUUAAUUACCCCUUAAUUACCCUUUCUAAUUGCACUCUGCAGGGGGACCUCCAGGCCCCGCUGCUCUCUGGGGCUGGCUCCUCCUGGAUUUAUCCCGGAUUUAUCCUGGGUUUAUCCACAGCCUUACCGGCCCCCGGGGGUGGCCCUGACUCCCCCAAACCCUCGGAACCCCCAAACCCCAGCAGGAAAUAACCAAAGCAGCCCUGAGCUCUUCCUCCUCCCUCCUCCUCCUCCCUCCUCCUCCUCCUUGGACUGUGUGGAACUCAAAGCCAUG
Molecule: messenger RNA, 1708 nt
Organism: Pseudopodoces humilis (Tibetan ground-tit)
Lineage: Eukaryota; Metazoa; Chordata; Aves; Passeriformes; Paridae
Source: RefSeq, a predicted model, not a curated record